Messenger RNA from Vicia villosa (hairy vetch), 2342 nucleotides. RefSeq lists its product as uncharacterized. The coding region runs from base 305 to 1009 and encodes 234 amino acids. The record is from RefSeq and is a predicted model, not a curated record. Gene Ontology annotation, molecular function: methylmalonate-semialdehyde dehydrogenase (acylating, NAD+) activity; DNA-binding transcription factor activity, RNA polymerase II-specific; malonate-semialdehyde dehydrogenase (acetylating, [NAD(P)+]) activity. Gene Ontology annotation, cellular component: mitochondrion. The transcript is spliced from 2 exons. Gene Ontology annotation, biological process: thymine catabolic process; L-valine catabolic process. Lineage: Eukaryota; Viridiplantae; Streptophyta; Magnoliopsida; Fabales; Fabaceae.
AAAUUCAAAACCGUGAAUAUUUCGGAAGUUCAUUUCCGAAAACAUAUCUGCAUAUAUAAUUUUCCCUCCUUCACUAUUUCAUCAUUUUUUCUCCAAAACUUCUCCAAACGCUCUCCAAAACUCAAUCAAUCUUCAUCCAUUUUUCGUCCUGAAAUCAAGUUUCAAACCGUUGAUCACGUUACAGGGAGCAUAGAAAGCUACAAUUUGAGGUAUGGUGCAUCCGAACAACAUUGUGCAAGACAAUGACGUAGUAGUUCCGGAAGUUGUCAACGUUAAUAACGAUCCGGUUAUCGACGUUUAAUCUAUGAUCAAUGCGGUUGAUGUACGACAACAAUUUACAAAUGAUCGGAGCUUAGGUAGUCGUGAACAAUUUCUUGAUUGGGUUCGUAACGAAGCUAGUAAACUUGGAUUUAGAAUUGUUAUUUUAAGGUCCGACAAUGGAAAUAGUAGGCGAAAAGCUUUCGUUGUUUUGAAUUGUGAACGGGGUGGGAGUUAUGUACAAUCAAACUGGGUGCUAAAACACGAAGACACGGGAUCGAGAAAGUGCGGGUGUCCGUUUAAGUUGCGUGCUACUCGGAGGGUUGAUGAUUUGUGGCGUUUAAGCGUCAUUUGUGGAGUUCAUAAUCAUGCCUUGGAUGCCAAGUUACACGGGUAUCCAAUGGCGUGUCGUUUGUCUCAUGAAGAGAAGAUUGUGAUUUCGGAUUUAUCGAUAGAUAAAGUGGCGCCUCGCAACAUACUUGCCGAUUUGAAACGGAAAAAACCGGAUAACGUUUCAAAUAUCAAGCAAGUUUACAAUGAACGACACAAUCUCAAAGUUUUGAAAAUGGGCCCUUGGUCGGAAAUGCAACAACUUUUGAAAAUAUUAGGCGAUAACAAAUAUGUGUCAAGCUUCCGAACGUCCGAGGAUAAAGUUACGAUGCGUGAUAUUUUUUGGACUCAUCCUGAAAGUAUCAAAUUAUUCAACACAUUUCCAUCCGUUGUAGUUAUUGUAAGUAUCAGAUAUGCCUAAGAGGGGGGGGGGUGAAUUAGGUUUUCAAAAAUUAAUCGGUUUUAUGAGAAUGUCUUUACUAAUUUUUUGGUUAAGUGUUUGAAGGCUUUUGAUGGUUUUUAUCUUUUUCUUGGUAAUGGUAAUGAAAGCGGUAAAAGCGAAAAGAUAAAGAACACAACGAUAUAUACUGGUUCCCCUCACAAUCCGAGAGUACUCCAGUCCCCUUUCAAACACGAAAGAGAUUUCACUAUAGUUAGAUUUAUUGUACAAGCCUAUGCCUACUAUCUAACCUAUAGGGUGAUCAAAGGUUCUUAACACCUUUAAGACCAAAACAACACUAAUGUGAAUGAAGAACAAUCCUCUUCAAACACAACACUUACUUCCAACAAUCCUGGAUAGUAAGGAAAAAUAAUUUUUUGAAUGAUACAAGAAUUUAUGAAGAUGAAUAAUAUAUCAAUCUUGGAUUGAUCUUCCCUUUCAAGCAUACAAUUCUUUUUAAUGAUAAACAAGUGUUCAAUGGAUGUAUGAUAUGAAACUUUGAUAUUUGAGUGAAAGUUGUAUGAACAAAGUUUCAAAUAAAAAUGAAGUAUGGACACUUGAAUGAUUUUUGUGAAAGAUAUGGACACUUGAAUUGUUUGAAUUAUUUGAAUGAAAGAGGUAAAAAAUAAAUUCUGAAAAAUCUGAAAUAUAUAGCCUCUAAGACACCUUUACAAAUGGUUAUUUUGUAUGGAAGGAUGCAAGAAUAAAAGAUGAAGAGGUACCUUUUGAAGAAUGAAAAGAAUUCUGAAUUUUUAAAAAUUUUCACAUGGGAACCGGUUCCCUUAAAACAGAACCCGGGUUCCCUAUAUGCAACGUUAAAAAAAUUUGAAAAUUUGAACUGGGGAACCGGUUCCCAGAAAGUGGAACUCGGUUCCUGGACUUGAUGAACGUAAAAAUGCUGGGCAGUGGGAACUGGGAACCGGUUCCUCCAAACUGGAACUCGGUUCCUACAUGCAAAAAAUACUAAAAACUCAUUUUUAAUGGCUUGAAUGAUUUUCUAAUGAAUUGCAAAUAUUAUGGAACAUGUAUGAAUGUUUGAGAACACUUGUUUAUGCAUUAAGAGAGUUGUAUAUCAUAUACCUUAAUAUUUUUUGAUCAAUGAAGUUUAAGCUCUUUUGAAAUACUUGAAUCUUUAUGCUUUCAUAUGAAUUGAUCCAUUCCUUUUGUAAUUGAAAUCUUGUCUUCAUCAAAACCAAAUUGUAGAAAGAUUGUCUUCACAUUCUCCCCCUUUUUGAUGAUGACAAAUUGCUUGAAAUUGGUAGAAUGAUGAUGUUUCUUUAACAUUUGGAUCUCCUCCCCCUAAGACAAAGCUCCC